UCAACGUCCGGUUACCUGAUCGCCCCCCACCCAUCACUCAUGGGGUCCGUCCGCUUUGGACCCCGUCUGGUUCUACAAACAGCAUCUUCAAUCAUCUAUUCUCAACACCUCGGCCGAGGAGCAUAGCUCUCGGUUGUCUCUAACACUACCUAUUCCUCCUUUUGCGUCCCGAGCACCGGAUCAAGCGGCUCGGCGUGCUACUGAUUAACUCGUUGCUGCCCUCUGCCUCACGCGGAUUGCAUCACGACAUCGACCCUCGGAGGCGACCAAACGACCACAGCUUCCACCAGCGGGAAGACCAUCGCACCCACGCUCUAUCCUCACCUCCGGGUAACCGAACAUGAGCUCGACACCGUCCAAUCUGGGCAAGUCCCUUUCAGCAUCGACUUCCCAUUCGCCUUCAGUCCAACCCGGCCCCGUCACUACGAGCUUCGAAUCCAACCGUCGACCUUCUCAAGCGAGUCCCUCGUUUCCUCACGCUACCCCACGGAAGAGCCAGGGCUCCCGAAAACAACACAAGAUGCAGCGGCGACCGGGGCUGGGAGAUAUCAGACAACACUCGAAUCCGGACGACGACGACGCCAUGGCCGAGGCCAGGGCUCUGCGAAACGCCUCCAGCCGACGAGGUCAAACCUCCAUCACACACCUGCUCAACUACAGCUUGCCACCGCGAGCCUACGCCGACCAUAGCUCGUACGCCAGAAACUACAGGCGAAAUCCGACGUGGGGCCCUGGUUCAGGCCACCACGCUGUGGACAAGGCGAGAUACGUGCAUGCGAAUUACAGAUUCGUUGUGUCGCCGGAAGGCAAUUACGCCAGCCAGGCGGCCGAUGCCGAUGUGCACAUCGACUGGAACAACGUUUUGCAGAUUAUAGCUUCGUCGGAAUCGCAGGGCGCUAGCUGUCCGAUCUGCCUAUCGGAGCCGGUGGCGCCGAGGAUGGCAAAGUGCGGACACAUCUUUUGUCUGCCCUGUCUGAUCCGGUUCAUGAACUCGACAGAUGACGACUCGAAGCCUGGAAAGGGCGCCAGAUGGAAGAAAUGCCCCCUCUGCGAAGACAGCGUCUACCUACACGAGACACGACCCGUGCGGUUCUAUGCGGGACAGGAGAGCCCCUUGCCGCGUGUUGGAGACGACGUGGUGCUCCGAUUGAUGGCCCGAACAGCCAAGUCGACCCUCGCGCUGCCAUGGGAGAACGGCUCGGAUGCGCUCAAUGUGGCGGAUGAUGUACCGUGGCAUUUCGCAGCCAAUGUUUUGGACUAUGCCAGGAUCAUGAAGGGAACCGGAGAUUACAUGGCGGAACAGUACAACGAAGAGAUCGAGGCGCUGCAGAAGCAGGGGACUGAGGACCAGCUGCUGUACCACGAGGAUGACGAAUGGACCCAGAAGGCCAUACGGGCCAUCAACGCGGCCAAGGAGAAGGUCCAAGAUCUCGGCAAGACCGACUCGAUGCUGCCGAACAAGAAGCCGGGCCAGAGCAAAACUGUUCAGCCCGACUUUUACUUCUACUCGUCACAGCCACAUCUGUACCUGUCGGCGCUCGACAUCAGGAUCCUCAAGACCAAGUACGGCGACUUUUCAGCGUUCCCAACGACGUUGCUGCCCCGGGUUGAGCACAUAUCGACCGGCCAUGUAUUGGACGAAGUGCAGCGGAAGCGAGCCAAGUACUUGGGACAUCUUCCCUACGGAUGCCGCAUCAGCUUCCUUGAAUGUGACUGGACGGACAUCGUACCGGCUGAUGUUCUCAACAAAUUCGCCGACGAGAUUGACCGGCGCAGGAAGCGGAAUCGCGAUAAGGCCGUACAGGAGGAACGCGAGAGGCUUCAGUCCGAAAGGAUUGAGGCUGCCCAAUUCAAGAGCACCGCUGCCAUGAGACGCGAGUACGGACCCAUCGAGGAGGAGCAGGUCCCUGCUUUGAACCUGGAGGAAUUCCAGCCACUUGCAAGCCAUGCCGGCGCUACGCCGCCAGACCCCCGUCCAGGCUUCGAGCACUUAGCCUCCAUCUCGACCAGUCCUUCCACGCAGAAGACUGUGUGGGGCACGCAUGUCGUACAUGGAUCGCCAGAGCUUGCUCCAGCCUCGCUCCGUCAAGUUGACGAUGGGUGGUUAAAGGAGGAGGAUUUCCUCGAUGCCGCCGAGCUGUCUUUCCAGAUGGAGGCGCUUGGCGUGAUUGAGCCAGGACCUUCGAGCAGUAGCACUCCUGUGGCAGCAGGGGCUGGCGGCGGCGGCAGCGGUAUUGGUGGAGGCGGCAAGGGGAAGAAGAAGAAGCAGAAGAUCACGCUCAUGAGCACCGGCGGACGUAGACAGGGCUAGACAACUCAUGGCUUCUAGACGUGAUGGCGCGAGGACGAUGCGGUAGCGGGUUUUGCUUUUGGGUUGUUGUUGCUGCAAAGCUUUUUGGCGGAAGGAAGAGAAAGACGCUGAUUUCCAGCGAGGCAGAGUCCGAGACUAGCGAGACGAGGGGAAGGUGGCUGAAGAAGUUUGUCACAUCUGCUCCAGACCAAAUCAAAGAAUUCGAAUAUCAGGCUGUUUCACGUCUAGUCAUGUUUCCCAGGAAGGGAGGGAGGGGAUGGGUGUUUGGCAAAAGGAUGUUUGCUAUUAUGUUGUUUGUUUUCUUUCACACUGCUAUUAAACCAGAGGUAACUGCAAGAGGCAGACAGACAGAAUUGAGACGGUCAGCCAGUUAACAAGUCACGUUGAGUCCGGCCUGGCUCGUCUGCGGUCCGGCCGUGCAGUGAUACCGGGAGUACCGUGCCUGCCUGCUCCCCUUUGACACGACCAGGACGAAGGGGCCAAGGUUGCGGCUCGUCGACGUCAUCCGGGGGAGAAGCGGUCACUCCCCCCUUCGGCCCUUCGGGUUCCUUCUGGUGGUGAACAUCGCCACAAGAGCUUUCUUCUCAACAACCUACCUCCCCCCCACGACCACUCACGGCUCUCAGGCCGCUCGCACACGACGAACACUACACGUUGCGACGCGACGAAGUGCCCCCCCCCCAUCUCCCGGAAGCGAUUCUUGUUGGGUAAACCGUCCUCUCUCUUUCUUUCAUACACACACAUACAUAUAGACAGACACACAUGCGAGCUCCAGAGAGUCACCGCCAUCACUCAACAUACGUAUCCAUGAAACACAAACGAAAGAAAAGGUGCGAAGAAAAAAUAUCUGCAAUAAAAAACUGAACAUUACCAAUUCAAAGAGUUAUGGUUAUGGUGACGGUGUAGGGGGGGCGAGUCGGGAGCGCCGCUCGCAUAAGCAGCAGCAACAGCCGCGAAGCCAGGUAUCUCGGGUGGGCGUCUUUCUGUUUUACUCCAACAACACUCGACAUCCAACAAGAAAACAGUAUCCUGCCCACACAAGCCAGGCCGGUCCAGGCCGGUUUUGAUCGAAUAACCCCCAGCAAGCUACGCAAAAUCAAUAGUAAAAUAACGCCACACCUCUCGAGUCGCCUCCCCCCGUCUCUCUCCCUCGCCCUACCCUCCUUCAUACCGGCCACAGACGUCGUACAGAGUAAGCCAGCCAGCUAUGAUCCAUCAUCAAGGACCAGAGCAAAAACAGCCCAGAAAACAGGGAGAUCCGUGGACGCCAGUUCAUUACGUCAAUGCAUCUUUCCUUCCUCCUCCCUCUCACCUUCUCUCUCUCUCUCUCCCCCUCUGCAAUGCUUUGUCCGUUCAUCGUUGGGUUUCGUUCGCUUCGUCGUAGUU
Messenger RNA from Colletotrichum destructivum, 3697 nucleotides. Its product is annotated as Putative RING-finger protein MAG2/RNF10. The transcript has a single exon. Gene Ontology annotation, molecular function: transcription cis-regulatory region binding; metal ion binding. Gene Ontology annotation, biological process: positive regulation of transcription by RNA polymerase II. The record is from RefSeq and is a predicted model, not a curated record. NCBI's taxonomy places the organism in Eukaryota, Fungi, Ascomycota, Sordariomycetes, Glomerellales, Glomerellaceae. Bases 341 to 2311 code for a protein of 656 amino acids.